This is a messenger RNA of Danio rerio (zebrafish), 3605 nucleotides long. NCBI's taxonomy places the organism in Eukaryota, Metazoa, Chordata, Actinopteri, Cypriniformes, Danionidae. The record is from RefSeq and is a predicted model, not a curated record.
GCGACGCCCCCGUGAACGCGCGUUCAUCUCAAGCGCCGCUGUGCAGCCGCGCGCAGGCUCUGAUGACGAGCACAAGUCAACAGUGCAGCGGCGAAGAUGGGAUGCAGAGAUCGUGGACUUUGCGUGGGCCAUGUUGUGAUGGUCUGAAGGUAAAACAAAGCUUAGGCUGGGCUAAAAUAUGAUCAGUAAUCUUCUGGCAUUGAGCUCUCUCCACUGAGGCAAUGAGGCAAGCGGUAACCGCCACUCUGUCAGUGUGGGGCGAGAGGCGUUUCGGCUACUCCACCCUCAAGGACUCCAGCGAAUCUCUGCUGGACGAGCGCAAGCUGAGGCCUGGCCUGAAAGAAGACUCUGUUAUUGAAGAGAAGGAGAGAGCAGAGAAUGAGCAGGAGCAGCUGGAGGCCGUGCUGGGACCUCCAUCGUCCCCUGUGGAGGACACCCACCAAUCAGGCACCACAGAGCCCUCAGAUGCCAUGCUGGAGUCAUGCCAGGACCAGAAGACGAGUGAUGGGAUGGAGGCGUCUCUAGUGUCUGGCCCCAAGAACAUUGAUUCUGGGAGGAAGGGGUCUCUUGGUGCUUUGCCAGUGCAGCGCUGCAGUUCCCUGGGCACUACGGCCCCUCAAUGGGUCCCUGAUUCCCAGGCACCAGCAUGCAUGAAAUGUGGAUCCAAAUUCUCCUUCACUAAAAGACGUCAUCACUGCAGAGCAUGUGGGAAGGUUUUUUGUGUGGUGUGCUGUGAUCUGAGAUACAAACUCACUCAUCUGGGUGGGAAAGAGGGUCGCGUUUGUGUCACCUGUCAUUCAACUUUGAUUAAUCGCACACUUCGAAAGGACCAAAAGAAGGUUUGGUUUGCAGAUAAUGUCCUUCCUCAAUCUGAAAGUAGAAGUGCCAACAGUUCACCUAUACACAGGAGUGUGUCCCACACACAGAGCGCUGGACUCGCUCAGGCGGAUGUGUCUGACCUUAGAGCAGCAGAUGAAGUCAGUGGUCUUAGUAGCAACACGAAGCCCACUCCACCAAAGGACCUUCCACCUAUUCUGACAUCAACAGGGGUCAAAGGAGAUUAUACUCUGGAGGAGAAGAGAACAGAGUCGUCACUCUUAGAGGAGUUGGAGAGAGGUCUUGCAGAGCCUUUAGUGUUUGUGCUUAAUGCAAACCUUCUGGCUGUGGUGAAGAUCGUCAGCUAUGUGAACCGACGGUGCUGGUGUGUAAUGUCGAAGGGCAUGCAUGCUGUUGGACAGCCUGAGGUGGUCAUUCUACUGCAGUGUUUGCCGGAGGAGAAGAGAUUCCCGACGGAUAUUUUCAAUCAUUUCAUUCAGAUCUACUGGGACGCCCAAACAGCAGGGAAGCUUCUGAAUCACCUCAGUCACUCUUUGGUGUCCCGAGGCUUUCUGGGUAAUAAUGAGCAUGCUGGAUUUGUUUACGUGCGCCCGACAUUCCAGUCUCUGGAGGGCUUGCCAUUACCUGCACCACCAUUCCUGUUCGGGCUGCUCAUGCUCCGUGCAGAGGUUCCAUGGGCCAAAGCCUUUCCCCUGAGACUCAUGCUGCGUCUAGGAGCUGAGUAUAGAUUCUACCCCUGUCCCCUGUUCAGUGUGCGCUUCAGAGAACCUCUAUUUGGACCUGUUAACAACAGUAUAAUGAGACUCUUAGUGGAUUUCCGUUUUUACCGUUACACAUUGCCGACAGUUCCUGGGCUUGUGGUUGAUUUAGAGGCAAGAAGUACCUGUAUAAGAAUACCUAAAACACAUCAUCCAGAGCUGCUGAAGGCUCUGAAUAAGUCUAAUGAGAGAGUGCUGGCUCUGGGCGCCUGCUUUAAUGAGCAGGCCGACUCUCAUCUCAUUUGCGUGCAGACGGCAGAUGGACAGUACCAGACCCAGGCCAUCAGCAUUCACAGCCAGCCACGUAGAGUCACCGGCUCAUGUUUUUUCGUGUUCAGUGGAGCACUCAAACCUUCUUCAGGGUACUUGGCCAAGUCCAGCAUUGUGGAAGAUGGUUUGAUGGUGCAGAUCACCAUGGAGACCAUGGCUGAGUUACGUCGAUGCCUGCGGGACAUGAAAGACUUCACAGUGACCUGUGGAAAACUCCACCCAGCCGAGAGACAGGAAUAUGUGCACAUUCAGUGGCAGGAUGAAGAGCCGCGCUUUAAUAAAGGCAUCGUCAGCCCCAUUGAUGGCAAGUCUAUGGAGUCUCUCACCAACAUCAAGACCCAUCAGCGCUUAGAAUUCAGAGCCAAUGGGAAGCUCAUACGCUGGACAGAGGUGUACUACUUGCUGAAAGACCAGCAUCCAAAUGGUCUGAAUAAUCACACCAGCCAUAACCGUCUAACAGAACGUCUUGCCCGGGCAUUCUGCCUGGCACUGUGCCAGUCUCUCUGUUUGCUGAAGGAGGACGGCAUGACCAAACUGGCACUGAGAGUUAUCCUGGAUGGACAGAAGAUGGAGUUUUUGGCAGGCAGUAACGGCCAGCGCCUUCCAGCCCCGUACCAGGACUGUCUGAACCAAUCGUUAAUGUCUGUGGUGCAGAGUAACUCUCAGUACCAGGGUCUCGCCGCCUGCCAGCUGGAGCUCAUCUUCUAUAUUCUGGAGGACACGUCAUAGAGACGGACGGACGGACCACCCACUGUCACAUGUGCCAAUACUUGCAGAAACCUCAUGAGCAUAACCUCGGAGUUCAGUAUCAUUUGAGAGUGGAAUGUGGCAGAUCUUCCCAUGGGGCAGCUUAUUUUUAGUAGUUUAGUCAAUACCCUACUGCUCACUGUGAAUCAGUCUGGGGUUAGAACAUCGAAAGGCUUUAAGAUCUACUAACAGUCAUAACUAGAGGUCGACCAGUCAGUUGUUUUUGCUGAUUGAUAAACAUCUCAUUGAACUAUCAUUUAAAGCUGUGUUUCUCAACCAUGUUCCUGGAGGACCACCAACACUGCAUGUUUGGGUAGUCUCAUUUAUCUGUCACAUCCAUUACAGGUCUUUUAGUCUUUGCUAAUGAGCUGAUGAUGUGAAUCAGGGGUGUUUGGUUAAGGAGACAUGGAAAAUGUGCAGAGCCGGUGGUCCUCCAGGAACAUGGUUGAGAAACACUGAUUUAAACACUCCACUUUUUGUAAACAGGCUAACUUUACAACUCCACAAGAAAUAAACUGUGAAGUGUUACCAUUUUUUAAUCAAUUCAACCAAUCUCUGGGUCUGGCAGGAGCACUUUUAGCUUAGCUUAGCUUAGCAUAGAUCAUUGAAUCGGAUUACAUAAUUAGAUCAAAUAGUUUGAGAAGGGUCUGGAUGCAGACCUGGUGCAGUGCAAUCUGAGCUGCAUUCAAUGCUUUUUAAUGCGCUCGCCUAACCUCACCCCCUACCCUAUUCGUCACAGUGACGUCCCUCACUCCAUUGGGUGCAUUGUGUCUGACAUUGCAUCGCUGAGUAAUGGAAUCUCAGCUUGCAUCAUAAAGGCUGCAUCUAGAUACUAUUGAAUAGUUUUGAUAAUUUUCCUGUUUAAAGCUUGACUUUUCUGUAGAACAUUGUGUACUAAGACUGACGGAAAAUGAAAAGUUGAUAUUUUGUAAGCUGGUAUGGCUAUGAACAAUAGCAGGGAUCACCAAACUUGUUCCUGGAGGUCCGGUGUCC